AACAUGCAGCCCGCGGGCCGCCCCCACAGCUGCCAUGAGACACGGCACCGGAGCGGUGCCACUGCUGCUCAACAUGUACCUGCCAGAUCCAGUCGGGGAAACUUUGUUCAAAGACGGGAAGAGCCAGGCGUGGGGGUCCCUCAGCCCCGGCGUGCAGAAAGGCAGCGGGCAGAUCCAGCUGUGGCAGUUCCUGCUGGAGCUGCUUUCGGACCGGGCCAACCUGAACUGCAUCGCCUGGGAAGGCACCAACGGGGAGUUCAAGCUGAUCGACCCUGACGAGGUGGCGCGGCGCUGGGGCGAGCGGAAGAGCAAGCCCAACAUGAAUUACGACAAGCUGAGCCGGGCGCUGCGCUACUACUACGACAAGAACAUCAUGACCAAGGUCCACGGCAAGCGCUACGCCUACAAGUUCGACUUCCACGGGCUGGCACAGGUGUGCCAGCCAACCACCCCCGACCACACUCUCUACAAAUUCCAGGGCAACCUGGCACCACUGCCCUUCUCGGGCAUCUCCAAACUCAACCUCAUGACCUCGGGAGUGACACCGGCUGGCUUCUCCUACUGGCCUGGCUCCAGCCCGUCCCUCUACCCCGGGCACGGGCUCCAGCCCUCAGCCUCCUUCAGUGCCAUGGCAGCCUCCCACCUCAACAACAUGAACAACCAUUACCAUUAGAGGCUCAGCUGUGCCAUGUGGAUGCUCCAUGUCCCUGGCAGCAUGGGGCUGUGGAUUUGGGAAGCUCAGCGGGGAGGGAUGGGGGAUGGGAUUGUGCCCUGCUCUCACUUGCCCCCUUUUAGGUUUGAUCUGGUGUGGGGUAUGGGGGUUGCUUGUAGGAUAGCUGGGUUGGUUCUCUGAUGUGGGUGGCUGGAGGAGGGAAGCCACCUGAAUUUAAGAUGAGGAAGUAUCCAUGAUCCUGGGAACAGAUGUGGAUACCCAAAGCAGGGUGUGAAUGGAAGGAAAAACCAUGGGCUCCUCACUUGGCAGGGACUGCCCCACCUUUGCUCUGCAACUUGCUGCUCACUCCGUGAAUGUCCUUAGCUCUGCCCACAGCCUGUGCCUGUCCUCCCAUUCCCUGCAGAGGGGCACCAGGAGCUCGGGCCCAGGGAAGCUGUGUCCAUGAAUGAAGGUCCCACUGAGCAGGGACAAGGAAAGAUAACCUUUCUUGACCACUUGGACCCCUCACCUUUGUCUCCAAAGGCUUCCUUUCCUCCAUCCCUCCUAUAUCUGCUGCCUGAAGGCAGCUUCCUUCAGACCUCAGGAGAAGCCUUGGUCCAGAGAGCAGAUACUUUCUAUGGGUUCACUCAUACCCAGGGCAGGGCUCUGGGGCUGGAGGUGCCAGGGGCAAGUGUGGGGCUCUCUGCCAGUCCUCAGGGCAAGGCCAGAGCCUGGAGGCAGCACAGCCUGGUCUCUGCAAUUCUGCCCUCUCCCCAGUGCCCAAGGAUCACACCACAGACCGUCCCUGACACCCUGCACACAAGCCCAUGUCCUGCUCAUCACUUCCAAGAUUAAUGUUCCAUUUUUACUCCAAUUUUAGCCCCUCGCAUGCUGGGCUUGGUGGGACACCCUCCCUAAGUGGGAACAAGGGACAAGGCAGCGUGGGUGGUGGAGCAGAAGAAGGGAUGACAGCAGGACUAGGAGCCCCAGGCACCGAGGGGCAGCCCUGGGAGUCUCUCUGGGUUCAAGGAGCUGCCUCCAUCAUCUGGAGCAGGACUUUGGCCCAGUGGAUGCAGAAGAGCUGGGCACACUGAGCUCCGCACUGGCUGGGGGGUGGGAUUGGUCUUCAAUAAAACAGAGAGGUGCUGUGA
Molecule: messenger RNA, 1803 nt
Organism: Oenanthe melanoleuca
Lineage: Eukaryota; Metazoa; Chordata; Aves; Passeriformes; Muscicapidae
Gene: FEV
Product: FEV transcription factor, ETS family member
Exons: 3
Coding region: 35-673 (212 amino acids)
Biological process (GO): cell differentiation; regulation of transcription by RNA polymerase II
Cellular component (GO): nucleus
Molecular function (GO): DNA-binding transcription factor activity, RNA polymerase II-specific; sequence-specific DNA binding
Source: RefSeq, a predicted model, not a curated record